Messenger RNA from Melitaea cinxia (Glanville fritillary), 1485 nucleotides. RefSeq lists its product as uncharacterized. NCBI's taxonomy places the organism in Eukaryota, Metazoa, Arthropoda, Insecta, Lepidoptera, Nymphalidae. The coding region runs from base 1 to 1485 and encodes 494 amino acids. The transcript has a single exon. The record is from RefSeq and is a predicted model, not a curated record.
AUGAAUGAGACUGAGUGUGAUCAGGAAGUGAAAUAUGUUGACAUGAGUGAGGAAGAAGAAUUACGUGAUUGGGGAUCACCAAUUUCGACGGAGAAAAAUAAAGAAAAACAGGAGCACUUUUUUAUAGAGGUAGUAAACAAUUGUCAGGAUAGUGGUAAGGAGAAAGAGAAUUUAAGUACAGACAGACCAUCAAAGCGAACGAGAGAGGAAGAUGAUAUAGGAUGGACAAAGGUGGAAAAAAAGAUUAAGAAACAGGGACAAAAUAAGAUUGAAGUUAUAAUUUCGAGUAAAGAAAAGUUGCCAAAACAGUUUGCGAUUGCUAAGUUAUUUACAGCUCUUAACUUUAUCGACAUAAUUAAGAUCAAAUAUAUUAACCCAUAUAGAAUUAAGAUGGAAGUUCCUAACGAGGAUUAUGCGACUAAAGUUAUCAAUUGUUCGGAAUUUGAAAAAAGAGGAUGGAGAGUACAUCGGGAGAUGGAUGUAAACGUAUCGCAUGGAAUUAUAAAACAUGUGGAUCUUGAGUUGACUGAGGACCAGGCUUUAGAAGCAAUUAAGUGCCCUAAUAAUGUGCAGGUUUUGUCUUUUAAACGGUUAAAACGAAGAAACGAGGCUGGUGAAUGGAUACCGAGUGAAGUGGCGCGUAUUGACUUUAAAUGCUCUUACUUGCCAGCAUAUAUUUACAUCGAUAAUUUACGAGUUAGGGUUGAGCCAUAUAUUUUUCCUGCCACACAAUGUUCAAGAUGCUGGAAGUUCGGUCACCCUAAAGCUAGAUGUGCAUCACGCGUGAUCGUCUGUCCUAAAUGCUGUGGUUCUCAUGAAAAUUGCGAAACUAUACAAUAUAGGUGUGUUAACUGUAAUGGUGACCAUAUGGCAUUGAACAGAAUAUGUCCUGUUUAUUUGAGAGAAAAGAGACUAAGAGAAUUGAUGGCAGAGUUUAAUUGUUCUUAUAAAAGAGCAUGCAGCUUAUAUGUGCGCCCGGAGUCAAUAGCAGAGCCACACCAAACCAUGAAAAAUUCGGUGGAAAAUCAAGAUAUCACUACCUCAAACAGUUUUAUGAAUCUGCCAUGUGAUGAAAAUACGAAUCAUAAAUAUACUCCACUAUUACCGGAAUUCUCACAAUUGUUUACUCCAAAGCGGCCUAAGUCAUCGCCGAGUAAUAACAACAAUAAACGCGAUACGAGUAGCAAUAUAAAUCAAUUAGAGCAGGAUAGAUGCAACCAACCGGACCGCAUUCCACAGCGAUCAUCUGAUGACACCGACGCGCAUAGUAAUAAUAUAAACAACGAUCGUAAGGUUCAGUUUAGCGAGCUCAUAUUACGCUUAAAAGAUAUAUUGUUUAUUAAAAACUUUACUUUAGGUGAAAAAGUUCAUAACUGUGUUAAAUGUGUAUUUGAAUAUUUAAUACUUGUCGUAGUUGGUAAUAUUUCUGAUUGGCCAUAUGUUAAUUGCAUUUUAGAGUUUAUAAGUAAGUUUAUUAAUGGAUAA